CAAAAAGGUGUAGGCAGAACGCACGAACGUUUAUAUUCAUCCUUGGCAAAGGACGAACCUCAUACUUCUGGCAAAGGUAUCUUGGAUCAUGGCUGCUCCAAACAAGGACUUCUUGAAUCUGAAUUUACAAGGUUCGAUUCCUCGACUGCAAGAUUACAGUGUGUCUCCCACACUAGGCUUCAUGAGAGAGAAUCCCUUGCAUAAACUUCCAGAGUACUUUGACCCCUGGUGGAAGAUUGUCACAAGAAUCCCAGAGCUCGUCGAAGAUGGGACACUCCGAGAUGAAGUUACCAAGAUGCCAUUCCUGGAUUACCGGAAACUGGACGGAGAGCCCGAGUGGCGUCUUGGACAUGUUGUCCUGUCUGCUAUAACACAGACCUAUGUCUGGGUGGCUGGCGAAAAGCACAUUCCGCUGUCUCUUCCGAAGAACCUAGCAGUACCAUACUGGGAGAUCUCCAAACUUCUUGGUAUCACGCCAAGCUGCUGUCACUUCAAUUCAAUACUGGAAAAUUGGAUGCUUGUUGACCCGGAUGGUCUCAUGGUUGUAGAUAAUUUCAAGCCCAUUGUCAACUUUGUUGGUGGAGAUGAUCAGGUGUGGUUCUUUAUGGUGAAUGCUCAGACAGAGAUGGAUUGUGGUCCUGCAUUGUGCGGCAUCGUUGAAGCUCAGCAGGCAGUUAAAGGUCUAGAUGUAAACGCCUACAUAGCAGCCCUGGAAAAGGUCGAAAAAGCUGUCAGGAGAAUGAAAGUCUCUCUGAGUAGAAUGAGAGAAAGGUGUCGCCCAUGGGUAUUCUAUAAUGUCAUACGUCCUUAUUUUGCUGGGUGGGAUAGCCCUGCAUUUAAGGCUAAGGGUUGGAAAGGGCUGAUCUACGAAGGGGUCAGUCCAGACCCACUGUGUUACGGUGGCGGAAGUGCUGCUCAGAGUGUAACACUCCCCUCUCUUGAUGCAGGAUUAGGUAUCAUCCAUCAGCCAGAAGAAAAAAAUGCCUGCAACAAUUUUCAGAAGCAAAUGUUGCCACAGCACCGUGAGUUCGUCAAGGCAUUGGCUGAUGGGCCCUCCAUACGACACUUUGCAACUUUUUCCAAGAAUUCCAGAGCGCUCCGAGUCUACAAUGCUUGUCUCCAGGCAGUUACUGACUUCCGUUCCUAUCACAUUCAGAUAGUAACAGAAUAUGUCAUUAUUCCGUCACAUCAGAAGGACAUCAAUCAAAACUUUUCUCACCAGGCUGCAUUGGGAACUGGAGGAACAGGAUUUAUGACAUUUUUGAAAAAUAUGAGGAGCUCCAUCACAAAUGCUUUCUGCAGAAUUGAUGAGGGAACGGAGAUUAACUGACAAGUGUCUGCCCUUCUGGUCCCUGCUUUCUCCAAAGUGGGUGACCAACAAUACCAGAGGUAUCCAAUUUUAAGAAGUACUACAUCCAUCCUGGAGUUAUUUAAAAAAAAAAACUCAGAAUUUGGCUGUAAUUUUAAAAUGUAAUCCUCAGUACUUAUGAAGUUUUGUGUAACUGCCUAAUCGUGAUCACAUCAGGAUGUGCAUGGGUACUGUUUCUGGAAUGCAAGUGGGGGCGGAGGUGAUGCUUUUUCAUGGGGGGUGCACCCCCACGCCUCCCCCUAGGCACACAGCUGCAUAUUUGUACUCAAAGUGUGAUCCUUGCAAAUCAGUGGUACUUGAGAUUUGUGCUCAUCCAGGCGGACAUUUGCUAUUUGGUUUGGGGGCUUGAUGCAUAAACAUGUAGUGCAAGGGUAUACAAGUGUACAAGUUGGCCAGUCCAGUUUGAAUUCAGUUGCAUUAGUAUAAAACAAUAUGUGGACUGGUAAUGUGAUGUGAUCCAAUUUAUAACAAUUUCGACAAUUUUGUUUUUAAAAUUCUGCAUAAUUUGGUACUUUAUGCUCAAUUUCAAUCAGUACUUUGUGACCUUGUGUAAAUUAUCAUAUUCGUGUACAUUAAUAUAUUUAUCUGCCGUAGUAAUAUUUUGUAUGCAACCUUCUCUUCUCCUCAUUCUGUUGGAAUUUAACACAAUUUUGUGUUACUAAUAAUUUUAAAGUUCAUUGGGAAAUUUGUGGAUUGUAGUGAGUCUGAUUGAAAUUAUAUUGGCAAAAGCAUUCUAAAAGUUGGCGCUGACUUAUUUUCUUUACUGAGAAACACUAUAUCUUGUCCAUGACCGCACAGCAUCAGCAAUAAAUAUAUGGGCCUUUCGGUUCUAAUUUUCUGUUA
Messenger RNA from Acanthaster planci (crown-of-thorns starfish), 2212 nucleotides. RefSeq names its product indoleamine 2,3-dioxygenase 2-like. The record is from RefSeq and is a predicted model, not a curated record. Gene Ontology annotation, biological process: 'de novo' NAD+ biosynthetic process from L-tryptophan. Gene Ontology annotation, molecular function: L-tryptophan 2,3-dioxygenase activity; indoleamine 2,3-dioxygenase activity; metal ion binding. Gene Ontology annotation, cellular component: cytoplasm. Lineage: Eukaryota; Metazoa; Echinodermata; Asteroidea; Valvatida; Acanthasteridae.